GUGACGUCAAAUCCAUGCGCCCGGGACAUCGCUCUGACGCCCCUGUGGCUCUGCAGCGUGUACGAGCGGCCCGCUGUGUGCUACUUUCUCGGCUUCAGCCGGCCGUCCACCGUGCUGAGAAGUAAAGCCACGUUUGCUAGCUGGUAACACCGACCCGCAGAGGACAUAAACAUGGCUUACACGCAGAUACUGCGAGCCCUGCAUCGACAUUUGCCGCAAACGGCGACACUGUGCGCAGUUCAGACGUGCAGACUGGCGCGGGUCAGCCUGCUCGUCCACACGCACCGGCCACUGUCGACCGGCUGGUUCGGACCGAGCUCCCAGCGGAGACUCGGGGCUGACGCCGCCGCUGCACUGAGCUGCCUCACCCGGGCGCAGGGGCGGCGGCGUCUCUCCCUGGACGUCACGGUGAGGAACAAGAGCAGCCCCGGGGACAGAGACAGGUCCGUGUCCAGGUAUCAGGCUGGGAGCCCGAGGCCCUCGGCUGCACAGAAAGUGAAGGAUGCUGGCAGAGACUUCACCUACUUGAUAGUCGUACUCAUCGGGCUUGGAGUGACAGGUGGCCUGUUAUACGUGGUGUUCCAGGAGCUGUUUUCCACCUCCAGUCCAAAUAAAAUCUAUGGUAAAGCCUUCGACAAAGUCAAGUCAUACCCAGAAGUGAUAGGUGCAUUCGGGGAGCCAAUCAAAUGUUAUGGUGAGACUACCCGUCGAGGAAGGAGGCAGCAAGUCAGUCAUGUGGAGUACCUGAAGGACGGACUGAAGCAUAUGAGACUUAAGUUUUGCAUAGAAGGCUCCGAACCAGGUCUCAAAGGAACUGUACACUCAGAGUCAAAAGAGAACAAUGACACUGGAAAAUAUGAGUUUCGAUACAUAUUUGUGGAGGUAGACACCUACCCAAGACGGACUAUCGUUGUGGAAGAUAACCGAUAAGAGAGAUGAUGGACUCGCUGUACAAAUGUGAAAAACGUGUUUCUCAAAGGGCAGGUUUGUGUUAUUGGACAAAUAAUUAAAGUGUUAUUCACGAAUAAAAGUUGUUAUGUCUGACAUAAACAACAGCAGUUGAUUUAAACUUUGCUACGACAAUGUAGGUCAGCAUUUGGGUGGCGAGCUUUGCAAGGCUUUGUCUCUCGAAAGAUAAAAAAUGACCUUGACUCUUAUGUGUCAAUCUUAGAAAAACAAACUCAAUGUCUUUGUUUUGUCUUGGUUUUUUAUUUUUUGGGUCAAAGACCGAGGGAUGAACUUUGAAGUGGCAUGUGGUCAAAGAGGCUUUUACACUGUAAUAAAAAAUGUCUGUUAUAUGCACAGGGACGCACAAAUCAGUGUUUUAUUUUUUUAUGACAAUGUAGGGUUGAUCUUUUGGCAUUAUUGAAUUGUAUGUACGGUAUAAGUUGGGGCUUUGGCAGUAAUUAAAAAAAAAACCUGGAAAGUC
Scophthalmus maximus (turbot) is the source of this 1429-nucleotide messenger RNA. RefSeq names its product translocase of inner mitochondrial membrane 21 (gene timm21). Bases 172 to 930 code for a protein of 252 amino acids. The record is from RefSeq and is a predicted model, not a curated record. Gene Ontology annotation, biological process: protein import into mitochondrial matrix. The transcript is spliced from 7 exons. Lineage: Eukaryota; Metazoa; Chordata; Actinopteri; Pleuronectiformes; Scophthalmidae. Gene Ontology annotation, cellular component: TIM23 mitochondrial import inner membrane translocase complex.